CAAGCAAACAAGCAAGCAACGCGGUGGAGAAAACUACAACACGAGAUAAUGUUCUUCCGACGGAGGUGGUGGUGGCGGCAUCGUCGUCGUCUUCUUCAGUGGUCAGUGGUGGCGAUGGCGGGCACGGGCUGAAGAUUCCCCCGCUCCAUCCCCUCCUCCUCAAAGUGCACGCGCUCCGCUCUCAUUCGUCCACUCACCAAGCAAUCGGGGCCCCGUCCUUCUGGAGCGAUGGUUUUGGCUUUUUCCAGCGUUUUCAUGCUGCGCUUUCGCUUUUUUUUAUCACCUUGUGGGAUAGUAUAAGACCCCAUCUCUCGGUGUCUGGGGAAGGGUGUUGCCGAAGGUGUCUGGGUUGCGGUGAGGGUGGAACCAUGGCAGGAUCAGCUACAGCAAUGCCCCGAUUGUUUUUUUGCGCUUGGGUUUGCGCUUUUGUGCCGUUGGCUCGUGUUCUGGGAGCUCCCAAUGGUGCUGCGGUGGAGUCUGUCCCUGGCUUCUCAGGCGAUCUGCCGUCUCGGCACUUCGCAGGGUAUGUGUCAGUGAACGACACCAAUGGAAGGGAGCUUUUCUAUUACUUUGUGGAGUCGGAGGGCAGUCCUGCUACUGACCCUGUCGUGCUAUGGCUCAAUGGCGGUCCUGGUUGCUCCAGUUUCGACGGGUUCGUCUACGAGCAUGGACCUUUCAAAUUCGAGGCUGCUGCUGACUCCGACAGCCUGCCGAAGCUCACACUGAAUCCUUACGCCUGGUCCAAGGCUGCGAACAUACUGUAUCUAGAUUCACCAGCAGGAGUUGGGUUCUCUUACUCUCAGACGCCUACCGAUUAUAUCACUGGAGACCUUCAAACAGCAUUGGAUACGCAUGCCUUUCUGCUGAAGUGGUUUCAAGCCUAUCCGGAAUACCAGUCAAAUCCAUUCUUCAUUUCUGGCGAAUCGUACGCCGGCAUUUACGUCCCAACGCUGAGUCGUAACGUCGCACAUGGAAUUAAAGCUGGAGUGAAACCUGUGAUAAAUUUCAAGGGUUAUUUGGUGGGUAAUGGCUGCACAGACGACCAGUUUGAUGGGGAUGCCAUUGUCCCAUUCAUUUAUGGCAUGGGUCUCAUUUCGGUGGACAUGUAUAAGAGCGCACAAAAGGCUUGCAAUGGAUCGUAUUGGAACGCUUCAGACCCAACGUGCCUUGCCAAGCUCAACGACAUCUAUAAUGAUGUUGAGGAAGUCAACAUAUAUGAUAUUCUGGAGCCCUGCUACUAUCCUGAUUCAGAGAGCGAUUCGUCUCGAUAUCACUCCAGGUUGCCUCAAAGUUUCCGCAGAUUGGGUGAAACCAAGGGGCCCCACAAAAUCCGAAAACGCCAGUUUGGUCGAGCAUACCCUCUGCGACUACCCCUACGAGCAGGACGUGUUCCUACCUGGCCUAGUCUUUCUCAUGCAUUGUUCGACUCUGAAAACGUACCAUGCACGGAUGAUCGUAUUGCUGGUACUUGGCUUAACAACGCUGAAGUUAGAGCUGCACUUCAUGCUAAACCGGCUGCUGACAUUGGCCCCUGGGAUCUCUGCACGGACAAUAUCAUAUUCUAUCACGAUGCUGGCAGCAUGAUACCAAUCCACCGGGAGCUUACAACAAGCGGCUACCGGGCUCUAAUCUACAGUGGUGAUCACGACAUGUGUGUGCCCUAUACCGGAUCGGAGGCUUGGACAUCAUCUAUGGGUUACGAGGUCACCGAUCAAUGGAGAGCUUGGUUUGUUGGACGUCAAGUUGCAGGGUUUACUCAAGGAUAUGCUAACAACUUGACGUUUGCUACUAUCAAGGGAUCAGGGCACACUGUUCCAGAGUACAAACCAGCGGAAGCACUGGCAUUCUUUCAGCGCUUCCUUUCAGCACAGCCUUUAUAAAUAUGGCGCAGUUCAGAGCAAGUUUUCCAAAAGCUGCACCUAAGUGCAACCGAAUUGAAUCUUUGCUGCAGGGAGUCAUUUUGAUAUGCUCUUAUCCUUGUGCACUUGUUCCAGUUAAAGGUUGUCGCAGGUAAAGUUCCUCAGCUGCUAUGACAUAGAAACUGUUCUCUUCAGAUAGAUGGUGUAGAAUUUGUGGAGUGAAUUCUUUUGAAGAAUGCUCAUUCUUUUCAUGGGUUUAGAGCAACUAUUCGAAUCCUCUUUUGGAGCAGUCGAAGGUAUGAUUUUCUCUUAAUGUUUAUAUUUUAUGUUCUCAAGUAAUAAAGUAGUUUUCGUGAAUGUGAUUU
Messenger RNA from Physcomitrium patens, 2224 nucleotides. Its product is annotated as serine carboxypeptidase 1. Gene Ontology annotation, biological process: proteolysis; secondary metabolic process. Lineage: Eukaryota; Viridiplantae; Streptophyta; Bryopsida; Funariales; Funariaceae. Gene Ontology annotation, molecular function: serine-type carboxypeptidase activity; acyltransferase activity, transferring groups other than amino-acyl groups. The record is from RefSeq and is a predicted model, not a curated record.